Molecule: messenger RNA, 1449 nt
Organism: Miniopterus natalensis
Lineage: Eukaryota; Metazoa; Chordata; Mammalia; Chiroptera; Miniopteridae
Source: RefSeq, a predicted model, not a curated record
UCUUUUCCACUGACCCCUAUGAGCCCGAUGCUGGAUGGCCAAGCCCCCAUGGAGGCUGGGUGUGCAGAGGAGGGCCCUGGACCCAGGAUCUUCAGAACAGAGCCGGGAGACUCACUGCAGAGGCCUGAGGCCCAGCAGCCACCCACCUCUUGGGCAGGGCGCUGGUGCUCCAGGCGGUGCAGCUGUGCAGUGCUGGGAGCCCUGGGGUUGCUGGCCGGUGUGAGUGUUGGCUUCUGGCUUCUAGGGCUGUAUCCGGGGCCAGCUGCCUCUCAGCUCAUCCCUGGAACCUUGCAGGAUGAGAAGACGACUUUGAGCUGCUCAGAGGCCAAUGGCAAGGAAGCCCUGCCCCCCUCACUUUCCAGAACAGUGUCUUUCAGAAUAAACACGGAGGACUUCCUGCUGGAGGUGCAGGUGAGGCCCUUGCCGGGCUGGCUCCUGGUCUGCCGCGAGGGCUGGAGCCCCGCCCUGGGGGUGCGGAUCUGCCGGAGCCUUGGGCACCUCAGACUCACUCACCACAAGGGAGUGAACCUGUCUGACAUCAAGCUCAACAGCUCGCAGGAGUUUGCUCAGCUCUCUCCUGGACUGGGGGGCCUCCUGGAGGGGGUGUGGCAGCCCAGGGACAACUGCACUUCUGGCCAGAUCGUUUCCCUCAAAUGCUCUGAGUGUGGUGCAAGGCCCCUGGCUUCCCGGAUAGUUGGUGGGCAGGCCGUGGCUCCUGGGCGCUGGCCCUGGCAGGCCAGUGUGGCCCUGGGCUCCCGGCACAUGUGUGGGGGCUCCGUGCUGGCUCCACACUGGGUGGUGACCGCUGCACAUUGCAUGCACAGUUUCAGGCUGUCCCGCCUGUCCAGCUGGCAGGUCCACGCGGGGCUGGUCAGCCACAGUACGAUCAGGCCACACGAGGGGGCCGUGGUGGAGAGGAUCAUCCCCCACCCUCUCUACAGUGCCCAGAAUCACGACUAUGACGUCGCCCUCCUGCGGCUCCGGACACCGCUCAACUUCUCAGACACCGUGGGUGCUGUGUGCCUGCCGGCCAAGGAGCAGGAUUUUCCAAGGGGCUCUCAGUGCUGGGUGUCUGGCUGGGGCCACACCGACUCCACCCGCACCCACAGCUCAGACUCGCUGCAGGACACGGUGGUGCAGCUGCUCAGCACCCAGCUCUGCAACAGCUCCUGCGUGUACAAUGGAGCCCUCACCCCUCGCAUGCUGUGUGCCGGCUACCUGGACGGGAGGGCUGACGCCUGCCAGGGAGAUAGCGGGGGCCCCUUGGUGUGCCCAGAUGGGGGCACCUGGCGCCUUGUGGGGGUGGUCAGCUGGGGCCAAGGCUGCGCAGAGCCCCAGCACCCAGGCGUCUACGCCAAGGUUGCUGAGUUUUUGGACUGGAUCCAGGACACAGCGUGGGUCCACUAGAUGGAGAAGAAGCCGACCCCGAUGCAGAAAGAACGGAUCUCC